AUGCCACCAAUAAUUUAUAAAAGUCCGCUACCCGUUCGAUUAAAAGCCCCUAAGGGUAGAAUAACUCCUCUUAGUGCCCCCGAUAUACAUGUUGGAAAAUCACUUGUAGCUGCUUGCCCAAAGAGAAUAAGAGGAGAAAAAUUAGCAGAAAUGAAACAAAUUAUACGUAAAUAUUUAGGAAAGAAAAAAGAAUAUUUUGUAGAUGUUCAUGCAACCUAUAGUGUAACUAAAAAACCAGAUGGAACAAAAAUGGGACAGGGAAAGGGGCUCAUUGAUUAUUUUGUUGCAAGAGUACCAGCAGGAAAAACCAUUUUUCAUAUUCCUACAACUAGUCCAUUUAAUGCUCUAGGAUUUGAUGAUCCUAUUUAUAAAGUUUUAAAAAAAGCAGCAGCCAAAGUAGCUAUCCCAUGUGUAUUUAGAACACAAAAUAAUUUAUUUCGAGUUCACAAUAUAAAAUAUAUUUCUCAAAAAAAAAUACUUAAAGAUCAAUUAAUACAGUUUAAUCAAUAUAGGUCAAAGUUAUUUACAAAAGACGACAAUAAUACGUAA
Molecule: messenger RNA, 549 nt
Organism: Plasmodium malariae
Lineage: Eukaryota; Apicomplexa; Aconoidasida; Haemosporida; Plasmodiidae
Product: mitochondrial ribosomal protein L16 precursor, putative
Exons: 1
Coding region: 1-549 (182 amino acids)
Biological process (GO): mitochondrial translation
Cellular component (GO): ribosome; mitochondrial large ribosomal subunit
Molecular function (GO): rRNA binding; structural constituent of ribosome
Source: RefSeq, a predicted model, not a curated record